Molecule: messenger RNA, 6557 nt
Organism: Echinops telfairi (small Madagascar hedgehog)
Lineage: Eukaryota; Metazoa; Chordata; Mammalia; Afrosoricida; Tenrecidae
Gene: LCORL
Product: ligand dependent nuclear receptor corepressor like
Exons: 6
Coding region: 34-5319 (1761 amino acids)
Biological process (GO): regulation of transcription by RNA polymerase II
Cellular component (GO): nucleus
Molecular function (GO): DNA binding
Source: RefSeq, a predicted model, not a curated record
GACUGUGAACCAGAAGAGCUGACUGACUGGUCUAUGGAUGAAAAAUGUUCAUUUUGUAACCUACAGAGAGAAGCAGUCAGUGACUGUAUGCCAUCGCUUGAUUCUUCACAGUCAACACCAACGGAGAAACUAUCAUCUCAGGGCCAGCCCAACGCUGAUAAGAUUGAAUGCCAAGCAGAAAAUUACCUAAAUGCACUCUUUCGAAAGAAAGAUCUUCCUCAGAACUGUGACCCUAACAUUCCCCUAGUUGCUCAGGAAUUAAUGAGAAAGAUGAUACGUCAGUUUGCAAUUGAGUACAUUUCAAAAAGCGGUAAAAUUCAAGAGAAUAGAAAUGGUUCAAUUGGACCAAGUCUAAUAUGUAAAAGUAUCCAGAUGAGUCAAGCAGAAAGCUCCCUUCCGGAAGAGCAGGAAGGCCCCUUAGACCUCACUGUGAAUCGGAUGCAAGAACAAAAUACUCAGCAAGGGGAUGGAGUGUUAGAUCUCUCUACAAAGAAAACCAGCCUCCAGUGUGAAGAAUCCUCCAUGUGUGAUCCUGCUUCUGAAAAUCCAGUGGCUGGUUCAACUAUUGAUGCAAAUUCAGAGGAAGCUACUAAAAUGGAAAACGAAAAAUCCGCAUUAAGCAAAGUUAUGGAAUCUUUGUGCACACAUCACCAGCAACAGAUGUUGGCUAUGUUGAAAUGUCUAGUUCAAGAGCGAAAUGCUGCUUCCCUGUGCUGUUGUAAUGCAUCCCGGGCUGUGCCUUCAGAACCUCAAAAGCCCCUAAUUGAAGAUGACGUACGUGGUCUGUUUUGUAGUUGUGGGACAUACAGACUGGCAGAAAGAGGGUGUGUACAAAAGGAACGACAAAGCCCUGAGGUCUCACCCCUGUCAGUCUGUAUCAAAGGUCAGCCUUGGGGGUCUUGCCAAACUGUAACUGUCGAGCCCAUUAAGACAGUAGCAAAUAGAAGAAUUGCAAACCCUUCUACUCCUCACAGGUGCUGGGCUGGACUGCUGCCAAACAUUCACUCUGCCAAAUCCACCUGCCCUGCUCCCAUCUUGUCCAGGGAAGUGUGUGAUCUGACAGCCAGCCCCAAGGAAGCCUGCAGGUCGCCAAGCCCCUCCCCCCCACCAUUAUCACCCGUGCAGACGGAGCACUUUGACCACCUGAGAGAUGGUGUGUCCGAGCUCCCAGCCUUAGAAAAUCACAAACUCGAAGCAAGCAUUAACCAGCCUCCCUCUCUCCUACCAGCCGAAGUCUGCCGUGGCCAGGCCGACCACGAAGGCAGAACACAGAAAGCUCAGAAGCCCAGGAGCUCAGACUCUUGGCUGUUGGGAGACGGCCACCGUUGUGGGGCAGAUCAGGAAGAGGGUGAGAGCAGCACGAUCUUCCAAGAUCUCAUGGAUCGCAUUAAUGAGAAACUGAACUCCAUAGAAACCACAGAUCCGACCACCUUUCUGAAGCCAGCGGGUGGUGAUUAUCACGCAGAUACUGACUUCAAACUGGGCGAUUUAAUAACUUCCCUCCUGCACAAUGCCAAGGCCAACGAUUACAGUUUUAUGGAAUUACUGCGUCAACAUGAGAAAAAGGUAGAAAACAAGAUUAUCCAGACACGAUUCCGAACGCAGCAGGAGACCCUGUUUGCCAUGCACACCUCUCCCAAUUCGCCCGUGCGCAGAAGGCAGUCUUUACAGAUAAAGAGAGAACUGGCUAGUCUUGAUGAAAACUUUCCAAGAAAAAAGCACACAGAAAAAAUUGGGAAGAAACCCACGCACACCCAGGAAGCAUCUUCAGUGGGCAAAGGAAAGGCCCGCCAUUGCCAGGGGCUGUCUGUGCCGGAUCUUAAAAGCCAUGGAGAUGAAAACCAGGCAGAGGCACCCUCUUCCCCAGGUUAUGCACUGCCAUCAUCGCCACGACCUCUUUGUGGUUUGGAAACUACCUUGACGUGUGACACGUCAUCAGAAAGCUUUAAAACGCCUCCUGAGGAAAGGAUCACUUGCAACCCGCAGGAGAAAACUGUGGCUUGUGAACAAAGAUGGCCGUGUUACAGGGAGACUCCGGAACGGGAGGAGGUUCAGACUCCAAAAAGCAAGGUUCCCGGGCUGCUGAGCCGAACAAAACGAAAUAUUGUGCCUCCAGGGUGGUACUCAAUCUAUGUGACCAAUAAUGUUGUAUUGAGAAAGUCUCCCAAGGCUAAAAAAGUAUCUGGACCCAUCCCCAAAACAGAGACUUCAAUGGAAAACACACACGAUAUAGACCUAAGCAAAAUUGCAAUGCAUUCUAAUGUGCAAGUUGUGGUUGAGCGUUUGGAAGACACAAUAAAUAUGGCACAAAAGUCUUGGAGUCGUAACCAGCCACCGUUAGAAGGACAUACGGCAUCCAUAAUAGAAGAGGCCCGCUGUGAAGACCAAGAUGCGGAUGGAAAUCUGACUCUUAGCAUGAGUAGGAUGGCCUGCAAAGAGCAGAGUCUACCAGAAAGGGUACUUGCAACCAGCAGUCGUAGCACUAGCAGCUGUGUACCUACCAUAGAUGGGAGUACAGGAAGUGACACUGGUCACUCGAUGCCCAGGGUUGAAAAUGAACCAGCCAAAUCGGAAGGCGCUCAGAGCUCCUUCUCCAAUUACUCUAGUCCUAUCAAACUCAUGUUUCUCUCUGAAGUUAAAAGCAGUGAAGGAGUCAAAUAUAUUUUAACCUCAGUUGGUACUUCUGGGUCAAAUGUCAACCUCGCUCCUGAAACAUUCCCAAGUCAUAAUCAUGCAAGUGAAAACUCCCCAGAAACAAAUGAGGAUAUCCCCCAUCCUAACUUGGGGAAUUAUGGUUCUCGUCACAAUUGUAUUGACACUUCUCAAGGAGAGGCCAGUAAAGUUAAUUGUGCAAUUCCAGAAACCGCAAAGGGCGAGACGCCACAAGAAGAACAACCUAAGGAAAACCCAACCAGUGUUGCUGUUGAGUCGACUUUUAAAAGGAAACCGGGUAGACCUAAAAAAAUUGGUCCCCAGGUUGUGAAACAGAUCAAGCGACCAAUUGGGAGACCCCCCAAACCUAAGACCAAUCAAACAAAUGUCACCAUUUGCCAAAAGGAGGCCGCUCUCGCGGAUGAGAAAAGCCCAGAAUCCCUCAUAUCAGAAGUCAAGGAAGGUCUUUAUAAAAAGAACAUUACGGUGACUGUCAUUUAUGGACGGUCAAGAAGAACAAAAAGAUACAUUUCGGAAGGAAGUGCAAACAUAAGCAAUGUUGUGUGUCUAAGCAAUCCUGCUGCUGACUUUUCAAGCCAACAUCAUCCUCUGAGACACCUUAGAGACCACACAGUUGGCUCGGCGGAGAGAGGAAGUGCCGCCUCCGGUCUGACUACGGAGAGCGACGUCUUGGGGUCUGGCUAUGAGUACGUGAGGCCCAUCAAGAACAAGUCUGCAAGACCUGAGCUUUCCAAGAACGUUAUCCGGCCCCCCGCGAAGCCGUUGACAAUAAUUAGGAAGCCCGGGAGACCUGCCAAGGUGAGGAUCUCCGGGAUAACUGUGACGGUUCACGGACUCUCACCUCAGGAGAGAGAAGUACGCAUCAGCAGCAGCGUGCCUCCCUUAGACCUGCAGAGGGCGGAGGGAGAGAAGCUCCCCAAAGAGGAGUGCCGUCCCCCGUGUCCCAAACUGGAUGCGACCCGGCAGACCGAGCCUGACAGUUUAAAGGCAAGAUCAAAAAGUGCGGCCGCUCCCGCGCCUCUGAGACAGCCUGCGACGGACCGAAAGCGAUCGUUGCGCUUUUUGCAUCCGCUAGCCUCUUCCAGAUCGCUGAUGUACAGGAACGCCCUGCUCCGCAAAUCGUAUAAACUCCAUUUGCCCAGGAGCCGUGGCCGGAAGGAGAGACGGAGGCAGUCACGGAUAAAGAUGGCCCCGAAAGGGACCUCAGGAGUGAGGCCCACAAGGAAUCCAUACACGUGCUUGGAAGACGACGCCUCGCCGCCGCCCAUCACUGACGUGUCUGCGGAGCCUGUCGUCUCAUCAAGCCCCUUACUACGGUGGUGGGCUUCUUCCACCUCGAGUGAUUCUCUGUUAGAGGAAUUAAACCACCGCUUCGAGCAAAUAACCAAUGCUUGGGUGCACGUGAGUGGAGACGAAGCGACAAACAGCGUCCCUCAAGUGGCGGAGCACGUUGGAAAGGAGCCUUUGAAGCGAGCCAAGCCGCUGGGGACCUGCCUGUUGGAACUUCAAGUCUCACCUGUCAAGAUGCUGUUUCAGAAGAAGUACGAUCUGAAAGAGCUCUACUCCUGGUUUAUGCAAACCACGGAAACGCACUCUCUUUCCUUAGUGAGGAAAGCAAAUGCCCGGAACCCUGUGGAAGUCAUCAACACCAGGGGACUUCCACUGGGGGCCAAGCAGCCUCAUGGGAAUGCCAGCCCCUUCCGAAAGCACCUUAAGAAAUUUGCACUGUCCUCGCCCUCCAAACCAGCGGGGAAAUGGCACCUCCUACGUCAAAUGGCCGGCUCCCCGGUCUUCCAAGUGAACAGUGCCUUCACUCUGGCCAGGCUCAAGCGGACUGGCUUCCAGAAGCUGCACCAUGGAAGGUGGAGGGGGGAAGGAGAGCUGCACGGCUGGGCACCGGUCCUCUGGAACUCCCGAAGGAGAAACUUUGGGUUUUUCCGCCCGAACCCGUUGUUAUUACCUAAGUCUGAAGCAGGAACAGAUGAGGGGGACUCUCUGAAACAGGGCGUGCCCGGCAUCCGAGCCCGCGCUGGCUUAGAGAAGCCAUUCCUGUCAGCAGCCCAGCAGAAUGGGGCAAAGUUCCGCCCGAGGGAGCACAAGGGAUCCCGACUGGGAAGCGGCCGCCCCAGUGACUGGAGGCCCAAGACGUUAAAAGACUGCAGGAUAUUUCUGAGGAAGAUCAACUAUCUCGAACACAGCAACACCUUUAAGUUAAACGCUGUCAUGUACCCUCCCGAUGCCAUUGCCAGUGGGAGUGACCGUGAGGCUCCGGGCGAAGACUCAAAGCGCUGUGCCCUGCGAUCCCAUUCAGCAGGGUCUGUGGCCCUGAGGAAGCACGCUAGAGAGAUGGCAAGUGCCAAAGCAGAUAGCCCUCCUCCCAGUCAGCAAGCCGGCCUCCCGGCCCUUCGCAGACUCAGCCCUGGUGCUAGCGCAGACAGGAAUACUUCUGAGAGUUCCGUGGCCCUUAGCAAACUGAGCAAAAGGAAAAGGCCACCUUGGAAGAGCGCAGACAUGGCAGCAAAAAGGCACAAGUGGCAGUCUUGCAAGAAUGGACAAAUGGCAAACUAUUGUUCAAAGGCCCAGCUGGCAAGAAGACCACGUAGAAGACGUAAAGACUGCAUCAAUCGGGACGGUCAUAGUCAGUAAGCCUAGGAUGUCAGUCCUGUGUUGGCCAUCCGGUUGCUGUGCCCUCUGGGUUAUUUGAAAAGUGUCAUGGGCACGGCACAUCUUUUAUCUCAUUCCAGUCAUCACAUUGUUUGCCUACCUGACACUGAACCAGCUUCCACAGAUGUAAAGAGGAGAGGGUUCCUUUCCACACUCAGCCCAGCUCAGCCGAACGAAGAACACAGACUCCUCUGCUGGCGAUCGUCCAGGUCACGCUCAGCUCAGAAAGCAACAGGAAACUUCCACGGCAAUCCCUCCGUGCUGUCUCCAGUUGUCCUGACCUCUGGUGCUUAAAAAAACCGAGUCUCCCUCACUCAAGCACUCUCUCACUGUCAGCAAGUCGAUUCCAACUCAGGCCUGGCACAAACGUUGGGUGUGAGCACCGCGACUGCCAGCCUAGCCAGUCCUCUCUCCACUUCGGGAAGCGGGCUAGCCCACGAGGACGACCUGGCGGAGUGCGGUGCUGCCCGCAGGUGCUCCUUGCCCUGGCAGGAGAGCGAGCGCGCAUCAGGUUGCAUAGCGAGAUUUGAGAGUAUUUAUCUUGUGGCUUUUCCUGAUUGCAUUGGGUAUAGGCUGUUGCUAGUGAGUGCUCAUCAUUUGCUGUUGUUGUUACCGCUUUCCUUUUUUUUUUUUAAAGCUAAAACCAAUAGUCGUGAGCCUUUUAUUAAAAUACCUUAAGGCAGUAAUGACGAGAGUUUGCUUGAGCAGAAUAAAUUCUUGUGGCCCCCAUAAGUGAGUGACGUAAACGGAAUAGGAUCCCUGUCGCAUUCGUCAAAGGGACCUCACGAUGGAAAGAUUCACCCACACGGAAAAGCAUGACCACCUGCUCUGGCCGUCACAAGCGAUGCCAUCGUAGCAAACCGUCUCAACAGGGAGACGAGAGGGAAACAAAACCAAUAAUAAUGAAAAGUGCCAGCUACCCACCACGACACUCAUAGUCCACCUAAAAAUACUCACACGUAUUUUUAAAGACUUCCAGAAAUAGAGUGAGGUAUAACGUUUUGUUUGUAAUUCUCUCUGCCAUUCUCAUUCCAUGCUUGUGAAACUUUACCAAAGGUUGUCUGUAUUAAUUCGUUUUACAACAGAACCGUAUUUUGUCUUUCCAACAACCCUAAUCAUUGUAUCUGCCUAAAGGAAUAAGUCAUAUUUUUUUCAAUAUCAUUCUUCACCCUGUAAAUAAGAGAUAAUCUUAGAAAAGUAAAACGGAAGAUGCCGCCUUA